GGCGACGGAAUUUCCAUCUUCGGCAGUCGCAAGCUCUGGAUCGACCACUGCUCCCUCUCCAACUGCGCCGACGGCCUGAUUGACGCCAUCAUGGGAUCCACCGGCAUCACCAUUUCGAACAACUUCUUCUCCCGACACAACGAGGUGAUGCUUCUCGGCCACAGCGACAACUACCCCCCUGAUUUAGGCAUGCAGGUCACCAUCGCCUUCAAUCGCUUCGGGGAGAAGCUCAUCCAGCGAAUGCCGCGAUGCCGUCUCGGCUACUUCCAUAUCGUUAACAACGAUUUCACGGAGUGGGAAAUGUAUGCCAUCGGCGGCAGCGGUAAUCCGACCGUGAAUAGUCAGGGGAACCGGUACAUUGCUCCGUCUGAUCCGAAUGCCAAGGAGGUGACCAAGAGAGUUGACAGUGAUGAUGCGGAUUGGAGCGGGUGGAACUGGAGAUCAGAGGGGGAUAUCAUGGUUAAUGGAGCUUUCUUUGUUCCGUCGGGGGAUGGCUUGGCGGCCAUCUAUUCCAAGGCUUCCAGCGUCUCGCCGAAGUCCGCCGGACUGAUCGAUCAGCUGACUCUCAACGCCGGCGUUCUUGGCGGUUCCAGGUACUCUCACCGUCCUCGCUUCCCAUUUUUUGCCGAUAUAGCGCGUUAAGAUUGGCCUAUUCUGCGCUGGGGAUAGCGGUUUAUUAUUCGAUUUUGGCCUCUUUGGUUUCGAGCGGGGAAAGCUAUCGCGGUUUGGUGAGCUGCAGGAACCAGCUCAAUUAUUAUGAAACCGAUUGAUUAUUUAAGGUUGAGUUUGACUAAUCAAACCAAUUCAAGCUCAUGAUUAAGCUCGAAUUCAUUUAUGUUAAUUGGGCUCAUUUUAUGGAACAAUUAUU
Messenger RNA from Phalaenopsis equestris, 868 nucleotides. RefSeq names its product probable pectate lyase 13. Gene Ontology annotation, molecular function: pectate lyase activity. The transcript is spliced from 2 exons. The record is from RefSeq and is a predicted model, not a curated record. Bases 91 to 642 code for a protein of 183 amino acids. Lineage: Eukaryota; Viridiplantae; Streptophyta; Magnoliopsida; Asparagales; Orchidaceae.